GGGGGAGUUUGAUUUGGGACGGGUCUGUGUGCCGGACGCCUGGACGGACACUCACUGCAACUGAAUGAUAGUUAAAUCUCCUCUUUUAAAUCGGGAUUUUGUGGUUAAUAAUUCACCGAACUGUGUAACUCCAGCAUUUCAGGUCCGGACUCCCCAGAGAGAAAAGUUCAGGCUGCUUCUCUGUUUUGAACCAUGGAAGCCCAGAGGAAGCGGACAGCUUAUUGUCACUAGACCCCGUGGAGGAAAAGAAUGGACCGAGUGAAAACUGACCCGACCGAGGAGGACUGAUCCCCGCCAUGUCGCCCUCCUCUCCCUGCCAGGAGGGCUACAAGCCGGCGCCGGUGGCCCCCGCGCCGCCCGUUCCGCCGCGCAGGGUCCGGAGCAGGGACGGGGGUUCCGCAGGGAGGACGCGGCGGGCGGCAGCUCCGGAGAGGCGGGUGAAGUGUGUGCUGGUGGGGGACGGAGCGGUGGGGAAAACCAGCCUGGUGGUCAGCUACACCACCAACGGCUACCCCACCGAGUACGUCCCGACGGCGUUUGACAACUUCUCAGCGGUGGUGUCAGUGGACGGUCAGCCGGUGAAGCUGCAGCUGUGUGACACAGCAGGACAGGAUGAGUUUGACAGGCUGCGUCCGCUGUGCUACACCAGUGCAGACGUCUUCAUGCUGUGCUUCAGCGUCGUCAGUCCCGCCUCCUUCCAGAACGUUCCAGAGAAAUGGGUCCCAGAGAUCCGUAAACACGCCCCCUUCGCUCCCCUCGUCCUGGUGGGGACACAGUGCGACCUCAGAGAAGACGUCAAGGUACACAGGUUUACUCAAACGAUAAGAAAAAUACUGCCUCUGAUGGUGUUAUAGUUAAUAUAUAAACACAACUGGAUGAGAACUGGAAGCCUCUCUAGAGUUGCAAAAGCCUGGAAAAUAUAUUUUUGGGUAACCUGGUAAAAAAAAAACAACCCCUUGUCCAAUGCUUCACUACAAAAAUAGUUGUUUGUUGGAGGUGUGAACUGCAAUGACGUAUGGUCAUUGUAAAUA
Poecilia reticulata (guppy) is the source of this 1031-nucleotide messenger RNA. NCBI's taxonomy places the organism in Eukaryota, Metazoa, Chordata, Actinopteri, Cyprinodontiformes, Poeciliidae. The record is from RefSeq and is a predicted model, not a curated record.